UUUGAGAGCUCGAUUUGAACGCAACGUGUGAGCUUGAGAGUUAAGCAACAAUAAUUGUGAAAGUAAAAUUAAAUUAUUCAGCAAUGUCAACUGCAAAUUGUUUCUCUAUGCUGUUGUUUGGCUGCUGUUUUGGUUUACUUUUGAUAGCAGCUGAAGCCAAACCACGCUGGAGUCGCGAUGUCAGAAAUGGACUCGUUGAUUUAAGCGAUCUUAGUGCUGCGGGCAGCGAGCUGAGCGUGGCUUAUGCGCCCGCACCACAGGAGCCGAUGGUCUUGAACGACAACUACAAUGUCAUAAUGCCGGACUUCUACGAUCAGCAUCCAGCAGAGUCAAUGCAGCUGCAAAACUUUGCCAACUUCUAUGAAGCUGAAAUGAAUCCCGGCAAUGAUUUGGGCAUGGAUGAGUCACAGUUUCUGUCCAGCACACCAGUGCGUGCGCCACAGCCAGUGAGUCCGCAGGAGCAGCGCGUACGCAAGCACUUGUCGCCCGUCGACAUAAGUCUCGAGAAGCGGGCGCAGCUCAAUCUGAAAAAGGGCGACACAAAGGCGCGCGGCUCAGACUUUCCCGAAUGGGAUCAGUUUGACUAUUAGCGUGAGAGUUCCAGCGUCACCAAAUAUGAUUACUAACUGUUUUGUUGUUGUUUAAGCACUGAGAAUAAAUUAUUUAUUUAUUGUAAAAUGCA
Molecule: messenger RNA, 682 nt
Organism: Drosophila busckii
Lineage: Eukaryota; Metazoa; Arthropoda; Insecta; Diptera; Drosophilidae
Exons: 2
Coding region: 84-590 (168 amino acids)
Source: RefSeq, a predicted model, not a curated record